AUGGCAAAGGCUAUGGAGGAAUACAAGCAGCUCUGCUUAAAAUCCUUCAGCGUCAACAGGAGCAGCGAAGUAAUCCAGAAGCAGGAGCUACCGAUGCCUCGAUCCAUUGCCGACGCAUCAGAGGUUUAUGACUCAGACAGGCUUUUCAACGCUCCCGCCGGAACCGCUGGAGUGAGGAAACCCGUGCGGGUCGGGUGCCUCAACUUGGUGCUGAAGACCUGCAAGACGGAGAGGCCACGCGAGUACAUCUCGGUGGGAUUGUCAUCGAACCACGCCGGAUGGGACUCCCAGUGGUUCUUCUUGCGAAACGACGAUGGCCUCCUUCCUGCCUACACCGGCCACCUGAUCACGGAGCGCCUGGAGAACUGGACGUACGGCGUCGUCCAGGGACCGAUCGACGUUUGGUCCUCGAGGCCUAAAGUGAAGGAGGACAAGGUCGACCGCGACAAGCGGCGCCAGUCCGCUGAGAAGCAGAAGUCUGCAAAGGACUCAGAAAAGAAGAAGGAGAAGACGAAGAAUCUCGAUCGCCAAGCAUUAGAGGCUCCUCUGACCCUCGACUGCCGACCGGUGCUGAGAGCGCCCCAUCCCGUCCCCUGGCCGAGGAAGAAAGAGGAAGAGGGGCGCGAGCAGGAGACGCGGCAGCAGCCGCAGGAGGAGCAGCGGCUGCAGCCGAAAGAAGGAGAGGAGGGACAGCCGCCAGCAAGUCCCCAGCUCGAGGAGCUGCUGGAGCAAGACCGUCAACAGGAGCUGCAGGAGCUCCAGGAGCAACAGCGGCAGAGAGGCCAGUAG
Molecule: messenger RNA, 789 nt
Organism: Sorghum bicolor (sorghum)
Lineage: Eukaryota; Viridiplantae; Streptophyta; Magnoliopsida; Poales; Poaceae
Exons: 6
Coding region: 1-789 (262 amino acids)
Source: RefSeq, a predicted model, not a curated record